Messenger RNA from Owenia fusiformis, 2304 nucleotides. The record is from the annotation of a GenBank genome assembly. NCBI's taxonomy places the organism in Eukaryota, Metazoa, Annelida, Polychaeta, Sabellida, Oweniidae.
AUGAAUUCUAAUGCUGGAUGUUAUAUUCUUAACCAUAUUGGUGUUUAAAUGUUUAGAAAAUCAAACAUCAAUAUGUUUUCAUAUGCAAGUAAAAGUACAGUAUAUGGGAUAUGAAAAAAAUAUAAAGCAAAACUCAAGGAAUAAACAGUUCACUUAAAAACUGCAAAACAUCACACUAUGAAAGAAUAUCUUAAAAAAUCGGUUUCAAUCCAAGGAUUGAAUCCAGAGGUCAAGAAAACACUCCCAUCAUCAAAGAAGUCUGAUGAACAGCCAACUUAUUUAAAUUCUGAAUUCUUGGCUGCUAGUGACAACACCUUAAAUGAUACUAAUAAAACAAGACCCCUACCACCACAGGUGAAAAGUAUAAAGGAGAGAUAUGAAGACAAAGAGAAACAAGCAAAGAUUGAUCCUAAAGAUGUUGUCCUUGCAAGCAAAAAGAAGGUUGAGAAGCCACUAGAAGCUGAAGAUGAGAUGUACGAACCAUUGAACAUAGAGGAGAAAUAUGAAGAUACAACAGGGGUUUCUAGCAAAAAAGGAUUUCCAGAUUAUUACAACAUUGGGAAUAAGACAACAUCUGUUCCCAAGGACACAAACAAAACAGCACUGAUGGAUGAUAAUAAACCAAAUAACAAUAACAGAGACAGUGAUGAUUCUGAUACUGAUUAUGAAGGUGAAAUAUAUGAAGGCAUAGGGGAGAUUCAACCUGCUGAACCAACUGAGCACCAAACCUUAAACAACUUGGUGAAACAACCAGUGGCAAUAGUAAAGCAUAUAACACAAAGCUAUGAAAAUAAAGAGAGGAAAGCAAAGAUUAAUAGCAAAGAAGAGCUGGUGAAGCAAACAAAAGAUGAAACAGCUACUGCUCCUGUUGACAAAACUGGUGAGGUUAAUGAAGCCUUUGAACUGACUGGUAAUGAUGAACGCUACUCAACUGUACCAUCCCUUGAUAAAGUAAGUCUUCCAUUGAACAACCCAAACAAAGGCACUUUGCAGAAGUUUUUGAGCCAUACAUCUGUAUCGAUGCAGCCGACUGUAGGCAAUAAGCCAUGCUACAGACGUAGGGCAUGUAAAGUCAUCAUAGCUGUAGCACUUAUAAUGGUUCUAUGUGUGGGAUGCAUACUUAUUGGAAUGGCUAUAGCUGGAUUCUUCACAGAUGAUGAUGUUUUGACUGAUGUUUCCUCUGUGCCCAAUGAGACAACUACAGUGAGAAUGACAACUCCUCAGCCACAGGUGACUGAUUGCUCUGAUGUUUCCACACUGAAUGGUAACCUCUCAUUCAACAUAUCCAAACAGGUGUUCCACGUACGUUGUGAACAGGGCUGGACCAUAGUCAUCAGGAGAGAAGAUGGCUCUGUCAACUUCAACAGAAACUGGACUGACUACAAACAAGGCUUUGGUAACCUCAAUGGUGAGCAUUAUGUUGGGAAUGAAUUCCUACAUGUCUUUACACAUAUGAGUCCUUAUAUGUUGUAUAUUGAGCUACAGGACUGGGGAAACAUCACCAAAUAUGCUCAAUAUAAUACUUUCAUGAUUGGAUCUGAAUUGGACAAUUAUAGGCUACAUGUGGGGAAUUAUUCAGGUGAAGCAGGAGAUGGUUUUACUAUUGAGGGCCUUCAAGAGUCUUGGCCUUCUGUAGUCUUACACAAACUAUACCACAAUGACAUGCAGUUCUCAACAUAUGACAAAGAUAAUGAUAGGGAUGGACGUGAAAACUGUGCUGAAAAGGAAGAAGCAGGUUGGUGGUUUAAUGCCUGUUUGUCUUCGCUCCUUACUGGACCUUGGAGUGGAUCAGAAAAAUGUGAACCACAAGGAAGAUGCAUUCUAUGGGGGGCUGAAUAUUCUAAAGAUAUACGGUUAAAAGCUCUUCAAAAGGUCACAAUAAAAAUAAAACCAUUGGACUAAAUCUGACAUUAAUGUAUUCUUAGUUUGAACAAUAUACCAAAAUAUGGAUAAAUAUCAUCUGAAAAGGUUUUAAAAAUUAAUAUUUCCAGCAAUAAGCACUGCAGAGAACAAUCUCUUGCUAUAAUCUGUAUCUGUAGAUCCAAUGCAGAGUCAUUUGUUUUAUAAAAGAAAACAAUGCCCUCUCAUAACUUCGGACCUAAAAAUGCUCAGCCAUUUUUGCCGACCCACUGCCUAAAUGUAGUUAUUUUGAGAAAUUCGAAAAAAAUUCCAUAGCAACAAGAUAUUCAGGAAAGACCUAUUUCCAGCUUCAUUGAUGUCAUUAAUCGUUUUAUUACUUCUAUUACUUUUUUUUGAAUUGUAAAUACUAUACAAAUAUUGAAUUCUGUGGUGUUGAAUAUAUAC